Messenger RNA from Entamoeba nuttalli P19, 951 nucleotides. RefSeq lists its product as hypothetical. The record is from RefSeq and is a predicted model, not a curated record. The coding region runs from base 1 to 951 and encodes 316 amino acids. The transcript has a single exon. Lineage: Eukaryota; Evosea; Mastigamoebida; Endamoebidae.
AUGCUAAUUAAUUUUUUGUUAUUCAAUCUAUUAAUUAUUGCAAGUUUAGGGGAAUUACCAACAAGUACUCCAAUUAAUCUUCCAACUGAAAUAAGUACAAGCCUGAGUAGUGAAACUGUUAAUAUUAAUGAAUGUUCAAAAUCUAUAGAAAAUGUCUAUGCUGCUUCAUUUAUUUUUGACUCACCUAAAGAGACAGUUAUUAAUUAUGAAACAACUUCUUCUUUAGAGUUUAAAGUAAUGUUACAAAGUAGUUCUUCAGAAGAAUGUAUUUUAUUAGAGAAGAAUAAAGCUAUAAAUAUCACAACAACACUUCAAUAUAGAGUCAUUGUUAUUUCAUCUACUGCAUUAGUAGAAAAUCAAUCAAUUAAGUUUUCAUUAAAUUAUAUACCACAACAAAAUGAUACUAUUGGAACUAUUUCUGAUUACCCCUUUUUUCAUAUGGCAACUGUCCCAUCUUUACUUAUGUCUUCUUCAGAUAGUUGUCAAUUUCAAACAACUACUCCGUAUAAUAGUCUUUAUGGAUAUACUUAUCAAAUUAAAUCAAACACUGAUGAUAUUCUUGAAAUAAAUACAUGUGGUUAUAGUGAAGGAGUUACUGGUAUCUUUGUAACUAAUGGAGAUAAAUGUGUAAAGACUAUUAAUUCAUUUCAAACAGCUGAUGUUCAAUGUUUUGAUGGAGCUGGUUCUCGUUUAGAAAUAGAAAUACAUCCAGAUUUAAUACUAAAUAUUCAUGUUGGAUUUCUCUCAACUUCAGAAAAAGAAAGAAUGUUUUUGUUAAAUAUUACAAAAAUUGGUGAUGCUGAAGAAGAACAUGAAGACUGGCAACUCUGGAUGUGGUUUGGUAUUGUUACUGUAGUGAUUAUGGCAAUUAUUAUAUUGAUGGUGGUUGCUAUUUUCAUUUAUGAAUUUAUUCAAAAAAAGCGAUAUAAUCGUUUCUCAGAAACAUUUUAA